Protobothrops mucrosquamatus (brown spotted pit viper) is the source of this 4323-nucleotide messenger RNA. RefSeq names its product myotubularin related protein 12 (gene MTMR12). The record is from RefSeq and is a predicted model, not a curated record. The transcript has 16 exons. NCBI's taxonomy places the organism in Eukaryota, Metazoa, Chordata, Lepidosauria, Squamata, Viperidae.
AUGCUGGGCGCCGGGGUGGGCGCGGGGGCUAAGCCGGCCAAGCCCUCCUUCGUCUCCUACAUCAGCCCCGAGGAAGUGUAUGUGAGGCAACCCAUAGAAAAAGAAGUGGAACCUCACUUGUUACCAGGUGAGCUGGUGCUUUGUGAAGCGAACAUGGUUUUGAAAUUUGUACAAGACGAUGGAUCAAAUCGUGGCACUUUCGGAAAACUUAUUUGCACAAACUUCAAAAUUUCAUUCCUUGGAGAAGAAUCCACUGUAGAGGAUGUAAGUGAUCAAAGUUAUUCUUCAUCUGCUUUGUGGGCAAAUUCUCUUUUGGUAAGUUGCUUACCUGAAUAAAUGUUAAAACUAACCUAUACUUUCCUUACAGUUUAUGAUGAGAAAAAAAAACCUCUAAGUGGUCAACUGAGAAAAUAUCCAGAAACAAUAAUAAUCUACUGUAAAGAUCUUAGAGUGUUUCACUUCUGCUUAAGAUAUACCAAGGAAGAAGAAGUUAAAAGGAUUGUCAGUGGCGUAGUUCAUCAAACACAGACCCCUAAGCUAUUUAAACGCUUGUUUCUGUUCUCUUAUGCAUCAGCUGCCCCAAAUGACUUAGUCUAAAAAAAAAAUUUUUUUUUUAUUUUAACAGAGAAAGAGAAUCAAGUAGUAUGGUUUCAUUCUAUUAAAGACUGGCGUCAAGAAUUGGAGCGGACCAAAGGAAAUCUAAAAUACAAAGCAGUGAAUGCCAAUGAAGGUUAUAAAGUCUCUAAAAAGUUGCCUCCCUAUUUUGUUGUUCCAAUGGCUAUUGCUGAAGAGAGCAUUUUGCAGUAUCAAGGAAGAGGAAUUCCAGUUUGGUGUUGGUCUUGCCAUAAUGGCGCUGCUCUCCUCAAGAUGUCAACUUUUGCCAAAGAACAAGAUGACAACACUUCCCAGCUGUACAAACUAUUCUUGGAUGGAAUGUAUAAAACAAUUGAUAAGCCUCCAUAUGAAGCCUUGAAAAUUGAAGACCUUUCAAGCAGCCUUCCAUCUUUGCAAGAAAUCCAAGUUGCAUAUACUAGAUUUAAACAGCUGUUUUUGAUAGAUAACAGUGCAGAAUUCUGGGAUACUGAUGUAAAAUGGUUUUCACUGUUGGAAAGUACAAAUUGGCUAGAAAUCAUAAGGCGAUGUCUGAGAAAAACAAUAGAUAUUAUUGAAUUGCUUGAAGUACAGAGCACAAAUGUUCUUCUUCAAGAGGAGAAUGCUUCUGAUCUCUGUUGUGUGACUGCCUGUCUGGUUCAAGUUAUGAUGGAUUCAUACUGUAGAACAAGGCUGGGAUUUCAGAGCCUUAUUCAGAAAGAAUGGAUCAUGGGAGGACAUGCUUUCUUGGAUCGGUGUAACCAUCUGAGGCAAAGUGAUAAAGAAGAGGCUCCAGUUUUCUUGCUCUUCCUGGACUGUGUUUGGCAACUAGUUCAGCAAUAUCAACCAGCGUUUGAAUUUACCGAAACGUAUCUUACUGUUCUGUCUGACAGCCUUUACAUCCCCAUAUUUAGCACCUUCUUCUUCAAUUCUCAACAUCAGAGAGACACCACAACGGUAAGACAAGGUCUUGAUACAGAAGGCAGCAAACUUAAUUUUCUUUCGGUAUGGGAUUGGUCUGUGCAGUUUGAACACGAAGGUCAAGCUUUGCUUAACAACCCUCUUUAUGCAGAAAAGGCAAAAGUAGACAAAAGUCAGAAAAAAGCUUCACGAUUCAAGCAUCAGCGGCAACUCUCUUUGCCCCUGACACAAGCGAAACCUCCUCCAAGAAGGGGAUUUUUUAAGGAGGAAACAGACCAAUUAAUUAAAAACCUCUUGGGCAAAAGAAUCAGCAGGUUGAUAACUUCUUCCGAUGAACUUCAGAAUAGUUCCAGAGAAUUCUAUGACAGUUGGCACAGUAAGCCUGUUGACCUUCAUGGACUCCUGCUGCCAUGUCUGGAAGGACCAGAAAUCAAAGUGUGGGCACAGAGAUAUUUGCGAUGGAUUCCUGAAGCUCAGCUCCCUGGUGGAGGCACAGUUGCCACUGCCACAAAAGUCUUAGAUGUAAUGGAGGAUGUACAGGGUUUGCAGAAGAAAAUGGACGAAAGACAUCGUCAGGCUGAGACUCAGGAUGAUACAGAAGCUUCUCCCUUUAUGAGAAAUCCUGCUCGUUUGUCAUCAUUAUUUCCCUUUGCCUUGCUUCAGAGACAUUCUCUUAAGCCAGUUUUGCCUACCAGCAUUUGGAAAGACUUGGAAGGUGAAGAAGAUUUGGCCAGGAGAGAUGAUGAGUAUGUUGAUCUAGGUGGUGAUUAAUGUAAUGCUUCCUUUCAAUUAUAGAUUUGAACCAUAUUUCUGUUCAGUUACCGGAAUAAAAUUGGUUUCAGGGAGGCACAUAAUUUCCUUUGGGUUGUAUUCUGGCUAAAGAUAAUUAGUAAAGUUUUAAUACAGAACGAUUUCCACUUUGCUUGAGAACAUGGAUGUAUUUUCCAUAGACAUUGGGGAGGGGGAGGGUUACCUUAUUCUUGAUUAAGUUCUUCUGCCACAAGAAGGAAGAUUGCUUUUUUUAUUAUCACUGUGUAAGAACCUGCUGAGACAGCAUGGAAGAUAAUACUACAGCCGCAAGAUUAAACAAAAACGAUUCUUUUCUCCAGCAAGAAUCUGUUCUAUUUAUUGCCCCUCUCAAUAAAUGAGAGUUUUAUCUUCCUACUCCCCAAAACGUGAUUGUUGAGCAGUCAUGGGAAAAAUUAAGGUGUUGAAAAUAUCAAAGAUCUAUUGGAACCUGCCUACUUCAGUUUUAAUAAACGGUAGUGUCAAAUGUUCAGCAUUGGAAAACAGUCUAGUCUGGGAGGGUCAUCUAUUUUAUCCUUGAUAAAACUGAUCUUUCUGAGAAUUAUUUUUUAAGUAGUUUGAAUUUGUCAGUUGUUUUAAAUUUGAGCUUGAGAAAUAAAGAGUAAAGACUGUCACAAAUCCUGCUUGUUGUGAUCAUCCAUCCUCUUCAGAGUUCUAACACUGUGUUAUUUUCAUAAAACAAAUGGUCUUGAGUUCAUCUCACUGGAUGGUCUCUGCUUGUUGUAUAUUUUCUGAUCAGUGGUUACUUCAGGUAAUUUAUUGCCCCAGUACAAGAAGCAAUGGAAUUUAUAAGGUAUCAAAUAAGCUAGAAUUGUGUUUAUCAAAAUUUUUGUAGGGUUCUUAUGUUGAUCUUCCUCAUCAAUAUUAGUAACUUGCACUGAAUCUCUAGUCCUUCUGUUAGAAAGGCAUUUAAAGAAAUGAAACUGGACUUGUCAUCCAGUAUUUGUGCUUUCUUAAAGCAUGGCAUUAACAGUAAUAAUGAAUGUAAACAGUCUGCACAUUGGAAUCUCAGAUUACAGAAUGAUGCUACAAUAUUAUUACAGUUACAAAAGCCAUACAAAAAUGCCCGUUAAACCUAGUAUGCUUAUUCUAAACCGAUGGACUUGUCAAAUGAACUUCAAGUGUCAUAAAAAAACUAAUAUAAUCCAAAGUUAGAAGUACCGUACAGGAUAGUACAGAACUAUAUUUUGGACAUUGAUAAAGAUAGUACAACUUUCACCAACACUUCCACUUCUUGACUAUUCUGGUUAAGAGUCUCGGAAAACAGUUGUCUAAUCCAGCCAGCUGUAGAAUGAGAAAAAAAAUAUAUAUAAUGUCUGAUUUCUGAAUUAGUUCUUUCUAAGUGCAUUUCUUGUUUUGGAUUACGUUCACAGUAACAAAGAGUUUGCUUGUUCUUUUAGUUUUGUUGGAAGCAAAGAUAAUGAAUAUUUUAUUGGAAUAUGUAUAUACAUUGGUGAGGAUAAAAGCCAAAGUGCUAAAGUCCAUGUUGCCUUAUGCAUCUUGUUACUAUGAACUCCUUUAGUUUUCAGAAUUUUGAAACACAAUAAAACUUACUUGUAUGUGAGCCUUCCAAGAGCUAACAUUUCAUACUUUUUCCUUGUAAUGUGUUAGGCAUUUGCUGCGGCUCCUAUACUCAAAUUGAUGGUUGAAUUGUAAUUUGAAUACUUUUUUAAAAACACUAACAUUAAGCUUAAAUAUUUUUGACAGUACGAUUGUAAUAUAUUAAUCGUGGAAAUGUAUUUAUAUUUAAGCUGUCAAAUGUUUAUAGAAAAAUAUAUGGAAGAAUUUUUAUAAUAGUUUAUGGAAUUGCUGCAUUCUGGUCUUGAUCAGAACACAGCACUGUAUGAAUGAAAAUUAUUUAAAUGUAUUUUUUCAGGUAUUGUGUUGUUACCUCUCAGUUUUUACACUGAACGCAAGCUUAGCUUCAACAGUACUUAAGGAAAAACCUUCCUGUAAUUCACUGUAAUCUGUUUGGAUACCUGUAUUUGUUAAUAAAGUGUACUU